GAGGAGAAGAAGAAGAAGAAGAAGAAGAAGAAGAGGAGGAAGAGGAAGAAGGAGACAAAGUGGAUCAGGUCAACAGCGGUAGAUUGAAUGUUGGAAAUGCCUGUCAGGUCUGAGUCCAUCACGUCCUCAGCCAAUCAAAGCCUUCGUUAACAGCGGCGUCGGCACGUGAUUGGAGGAAGGAUGGCAACCAUGCCAUUUGUUAGUGAGGGGAAGUGUGUGAGUGUGGAGUGGGAUUUCCUGCAAGGACUGCUGGCCAAGCCUCCCACCCUGCCCUGUCUCCAGAACUUGCGUAAAGAGAAAUCUCGCAAUGCGGCUCGUUCUCGGCGGGGGAAGGAGAACUUUGAGUUCUUUGAGCUGGCCAAGAUGCUGCCGCUGCCUGGGGCCAUCACAAGCCAGCUGGACAAGGCUUCGGUCAUCCGGUUGACCAUCAGCUACCUGCACAUGCGCACCUUUGCGAGUCAGGGGGACCCACCCUGGAGCCCUCUGCUGGAGGGAGACAGCAACUGCAGCAAAGUUAGACGUUCAUCUCAUUCUCUGGCUACUGACAUGUUCGAGCAGCACCUCGGGGCACACCUCCUGCAGUCUCUAGAUGGCUUUGUGUUUGUGGUCAGUCAGGAGGGACGGUUCCUCUACAUCUCAGAGACAGUUUCUAUCUACCUGGGACUCUCACAGGUGGAGCUGACCGGCAGCAGCGUGUUCGACUACAUCCACCCAGCGGACCACGUAGAGAUGGCAGAGAGACUGGGAAUCAGGCCACAUCUGCGGGCCGAGGCUGGCUGUCACACUGCCCCUGAGAGCGCUUCUAGCUCUGCAUCCACCUCCUCCCUGGCUGGGACCCCCGAACCCGCAGCUCCGUCCAGUCCUCAUUCUCCUGCCGAUGAUCCGCCCGAGCGUGGCUUUUUUAUCCGCAUGAAGUCCACACUCACCAAAAGAGGCCUGCAUGUCAAGUCUUCUGGAUACAAGGUAAUCCACGUGACGGGACGAAUCCGCUGCCGCCCUGCUCUCGUCCCGGGCUCCGCCCGCUCAGUGCGUCGACCGAUGGGUUUAGUUGCAUUGGCGCACACUCUUCCACCCUCCACGCUUAAUGAAGUCCGCAUGGAGAGCCACAUGUUUGUCUUCCGAGUGAACAUGGACCUACAGGUCACAUACUGUGAGAACAGGAUCUCUGAGUAUAUGGAUCUGACUCCAGCAGAGGUAGUGGGACAUACCUGUUACCAUUUCAUCCAUGUAGAAGACCUGGAGAACCUCCGGCAGAGCCAUGAGGACUUGCUAAGGAAAGGACAGGUAGUGACGGGUUAUUAUCGCUGGCUCCAGAGGAGAGGAGGGUACCUGUGGAUCCAGUCCACUGCCACUGUGUCCAUCAACCACAAAGCCCCCCAUGAACGUAACGUUAUCUGGGUUAACUACGUCCUCAGUCGAACAGAGCUGCCCGACACUCCUCUGGAUCUGCUGCAGCUACCAGAGAGCGUAAGAGCAGAGCGACUUCGAGUCAGCUCGUCCCCCACCGGCAGCUCCCCACAGGCCCGAGGCUCACAACCAGUGAAGAGCUCAGCUGGAAAAAGUGACCCUGACACUAAAGGCAGAGAAAAAUUCACCACCUCAGCCAUUCAAUCAGAGGACAGGAGGAAGCGCCUGCUGAGGUCCGACCCGGAGGGUGCACCUCCCGAAACCCGUCGCAGACUGGAGGAGCUCCGUCACGUGGAAGAGAGUGUAUCAGCCUCCUCAGACCUGGCGAGCGAAAGCGAGGGGGAAGAGGAAGAUGAAUCCGAGUGGGACCAGGGGGGCGACAGCGACAGAUUGAAACGGGAAGACAGUGGGGGAGGAGGUAAACAGAGCAGAGGAGGAGACACCCCGACGAGAGGGGAGAGGGGAGGGAGGGUGCACAACGGCCGGGCUGUAAUCCAGCAACUGAAAAGUGUAGUGACUCCAUCUCCCUUGCCAGGAAGCCCAGGCAUCAAGACUGAGCAUGAAGCCCUGACCACGGGGGGGCGCUGGGGAUCACACACGCAAACGUCCACCUCACACACACACACCACCCAGCCCCAGCCCUCUCAUGCACACACACCAUCCAGCAGCCUCAACGGUGAUAGCCCCACCACUCCGAUCCCCGACUCAUCUUCCAGCAGUGAAGCCCCACCAAAGGGGUUAUUCACACCCCCGUCCCCAGCUUUGUCCCCUGCCAUGUCCGUCUCCUCCCCGUUACCCCGUGAGGACAGGGCUGUACCAGGGGUGGUCAGUCGGAGCAGUGGUGGUAGUGUAGGUGCAGGUAACGGUCCUGACUUUGAGCUGCUCCAGAGACUGGCUGCUGGUGGUGCAGCGGGCCGGGUCCUCUUCCACCCCCUUGCCCUUGGCCCGCAGGGCCCUCAGAGCCUCUAUGCCCCAAGCACUAUCCGAUACGCUCCACCUGAGCUUCCUCCCUCCCACCACCACAGCACGGGACACAGUGAUGGCCUGCAGCUACGCUCGGACCAUCACAAGGGACCCCCACCGGCCUUCUUCCCCCACCUACAGCGGCUGGCCGGCCUUCCACCCUUCAGUGGUUUCUCCCCAUCUGACAGCCCUUUCUCCUCCAGCCUGCCCUUCUGUAUGAAUGGACUGAGGGGGGCUGCGGGCACAGAGGAGGACUGAGUCUCAGAGGAGAGGAUGUGAGAGGAGAAAAUAAACUGAAGGAGAGAGCGGAGUGACAGGACAGAAAGAGAGACAUUGAAAAGGGCAGGAGAGACAGAAGUGGCAGUACAUUAAACCUCUGAGGACGUUACUAAUUGGACAAUGAGUUGAAUAACUGCAAUCUAAAGUGUGUGACAAGCCGCUGCCAUAGGAAUUUAUCGUGUCAGCCUGUUGUGUACAAGUGACAGUGACUCUCAGAGAAACCGGGACAUGGAAACUUUUGACUGGUUGUCCCUCAAGACUUUUCCUCUCCGCAACAAUAACAAACUCUGCUCUGUGACUUUCUCUAGAUGACUGUGUUGAUUUAUGUGUCUCUUCCACUCAGAGAAGCCAUAUUGUACAUAGAGAGAAAACCAUGACGACCCUCAGCUCACAUCCUCUUGUCUGUCGCUGCACAUUAACCCAGUUAACCCUAAAAGCAGUAGGAAGAGAUGGGCACUUGUCUGUAGGAAUAAAAGUAACUUUGGAAUAUAAAUUUUUAUUAUUGCAGUAUUAUACAAAUCAUCUCUUUCAGUGGGCUCCAGGUGAGAAUUUGAUUAUAAGGUUUCAUUUAAAAUAGCUGGAGGCAGCCUUUUGGUGUUUUGUAUUGAUACUUAAAAAUAAUAAUAUAAACAAUAAUAUAAAAAAAAAAUCCAAGUAUUCAUCAGUCAGCCAUACUAAAAGCACACUUUUGGGACAAAAGUAUGAUUAAUGUAGUCCCAGACAUUCCAUUAUAUAUAAGGGAAGAAAAUGCAAUGCAGACAGGAUGCUAUUUGUGUGGUUUGAUUAUAGGGAGGUAAUUUGUUUAACUGAUUAUUACUUAUAGUGUAUCAUGUAUGAUGUUUGUGUAUGAAAGCCAUAUUCUUUUUUUUAGGUUUAUAUUUUUGUUCACCAGAUGAAACUGAUGGAGAAAUGGUUUGAAAUACAACAGUUUUAGUGGAUGUAUAAUCAUCCAAAUAUCUUUUUAUGAUCUUAAAAAAAAAAAAAACUGAAAAUAUUUUGGGAGGGGAAAUUGUGCUGGACAGAAGUGUUUUUAUCAUUUAAACAUGUUUUUUUUUUGUUUUUGUUUUUUUUUUCUGAGCACUUACUGAAAUUUGUUCUGGUGUGAACUCAAAGCACUUCAUGGUUCGGCGUGUGAUCCUGUUAAAACAGAAAACAAUGCAAGAGCGGCCACUAAUAUUAUAGCCUGACCACAGUGUGUGUG
This is a messenger RNA of Archocentrus centrarchus (flier cichlid), 3850 nucleotides long. RefSeq names its product neuronal PAS domain protein 1 (gene npas1). The record is from RefSeq and is a predicted model, not a curated record. Lineage: Eukaryota; Metazoa; Chordata; Actinopteri; Cichliformes; Cichlidae. The transcript is spliced from 12 exons. Gene Ontology annotation, molecular function: RNA polymerase II transcription regulatory region sequence-specific DNA binding; protein dimerization activity; DNA-binding transcription factor activity, RNA polymerase II-specific. The coding region runs from base 181 to 2628 and encodes 815 amino acids. Gene Ontology annotation, biological process: regulation of transcription by RNA polymerase II.